This is a messenger RNA of Candida tropicalis MYA-3404, 1296 nucleotides long. RefSeq names its product Bfa1p (gene BFA1). The record is from RefSeq and is a predicted model, not a curated record. Gene Ontology annotation, molecular function: GTPase activator activity. Gene Ontology annotation, cellular component: SIN/MEN two-component GAP complex; mitotic spindle pole body. Gene Ontology annotation, biological process: mitotic spindle orientation checkpoint signaling; regulation of Ras protein signal transduction. Lineage: Eukaryota; Fungi; Ascomycota; Pichiomycetes; Serinales; Debaryomycetaceae. The transcript has a single exon. The coding region runs from base 1 to 1296 and encodes 431 amino acids.
AUGUCACCUAAUAGGAACGAAAUACUCAAACGAUAUUCAGAAGACGAGGAUAUAUUUGGUGAUGCCGAGGGCAUAGAUUACAAUAACGUUGAAACACUUCGGAUGAACAUGAUUCCAAAACAACUGCAUGCACUGCUGCCUCUGUUUGCCUUGACGGGAAAUUCAUCAAUACCUGAAAGACGAAUAACACGAGAAACAUUAAGUGAAUAUAGUGAAGAAAAUGAAACGGAUCUUACUUCGGAACUUUCAGAUCAAGAUUUUGAUUGGGGUGAACUAAACAAGAAUGGUAGUGUCUUUCAAGAAAUGAACCAACGCUUGAUUGCUACAAAAGUUGCACAACAAAAAGAAGCAGAAAGAGAACAACGGGAGUUUGCUCAACGAAGAAAAGGUGAUUAUGAUCCUAACCAGACAUUAAAAUUAAAAGAUUUUAACAAGUUAACAAAUGAAAAUUUGAGUUUAUUUGAUCAAUUGGACAAUGAAAAGACAGUAAAUUAUGAAUACACUAGAGACGAUUUUGAAGAUUUUGAGGAUGGUUUUGCAAAUAAUUUUGAAGCAAAGUUGCGGGUACAACCUUCAAUGCCAACGUUAAGACAAAGUGCUCCUAAGUUGAAGAAAUAUAACUCAUAUGCAGAAUUCAAGUGUGACAACAGAGUCAGACUGAAGUUGGAACGUAUUCCUUCAUUUUACCAUAAACCCCAGACAAUACUGAAUAAUAAAGAUCAAGUGCUAAACAAAUACAAAGAGAACAAAACCUAUCAUCCCCAUCAUAAAAAAAUGGGUACUGUCAAGUGCUUGAAUAACGAUACAGAAAUCACCCUUGCAUAUCCUAGCAACAAUAAUAUGAAGUACAACGCUAAAAAGAACUGCUGGGAAGGAAAUGAGAUAGACUUGGUACGAUUCGAGAAACCUUCUUUAAUACCACACAAUGUAGCUAAGCUGUCAGCAAAAGAUGGCAAAAUGGUUUACGAUAAGGAGAAGUUGAAAUGGAUAAACACGGAAGCAGAUCAAGAGGAUGACAAUAUAUUUGAUGAUAUACCCGAUUUGGUGGAGAAUAAGUUACAAUCUCCUGUUAGAGGAGUCAGCCAAUUUACUCAACGAUCCAUGUCAAGUGCAGCUUCAAAUCGUGAACAGAAUACGUCUGUUCCAGAUUUUGGUUUAUCCAGCAAGAUCAUUGAGAAAUUCCAAAGGGAGGAAUUAAGAAUCGAAAGAAAAAUCAAUCAUUGGUUUAUUGGAUCAACAAAUGAAUUCAAUCGAGAUUACUAUUGGGAGAUUCGUAAUAUGGUCAUGGAUAAGUAA